Molecule: messenger RNA, 3128 nt
Organism: Dendroctonus ponderosae (mountain pine beetle)
Lineage: Eukaryota; Metazoa; Arthropoda; Insecta; Coleoptera; Curculionidae
Gene: Dhx15
Product: putative pre-mRNA-splicing factor ATP-dependent RNA helicase PRP1
Exons: 9
Coding region: 855-3002 (715 amino acids)
Cellular component (GO): myosin complex; spliceosomal complex; intracellular anatomical structure
Molecular function (GO): RNA helicase activity; ATP binding; cytoskeletal motor activity
Source: RefSeq, a predicted model, not a curated record
UCUCUUAAAUUGCUCCUUAUUUUAUAAACACUGUAAAGUUUCAUUUAUGAAAUUCAUUAUUUCGAGUUCGAACCGAAAUCAGACCACUUUUCAAACCGGGUACCUACGCCAAAAUCUGUGUAGUGUGUGAUCAGAGACAAGUACUUGUCUCUGGUGUGAUUAUAAAACCGGUGAACGAUCCGUUCCCGCGAGAUUUGGCAAGAGAAGCUUGUUCUACUGCCGUUGCGUGAUGGGAUCACUCGAUCGCGUUCAAGAAUACCAAUAUUCGCUUCACGAGAGAACCACGCCCUUCUUUCUCAUGCGAUCGCCGUUCCCAGUUUCGAGAAUUAGGCUCCAGUGGUACUCUGUAAUCUGUGGUAGCAAUUAGCAUGCACAUAGAAGUAAGGUGUAAAUUAAUAAGAUGCCCAUGCUAGCAUGGAGAGAAUGCGAUGCUAUGGCAUACGGAUGCCGGAGCUGACAAAUUCUUAGAGAGGACUACAAGUUUUAAAGGAUAACUCCCGAAAACUCGUAGUACCAAAAAGGGGGUUUUUUAGUUGGUAAGAAUCCAACACUACCCAGGGUUCGGAACACUGGGUGUCUUCGCGACGAUUUUUAUUCAUCCAGCCGCCGGGCAAACAAAAAAAAAAAAAAUUAAUCCCAUUUUGCAACUGCGUGAACAAACGUCACUUCUGACAGCCGUCAUUCAAGUUGUUAUGGUGGAAUGCUGUUAAUGUUUGGUGGUAUUCGCAAAUAUUAAUUUUUUAACAAAUUUGCCCUGUUAUUAAGUAUUUAGUUGAGUGCUUUGCUGUGGAAUUAAUUCCGGACAGUUGGUUUGAUCCCGUUCAUCUCCUAACAGCGUUAAAUCGACCGAACCAAUGUCGAAGCGUCGAAUAGAAGUGCUUGAUCCCUUUAUCAAGAAAAAACGAGAGGAGAAGGGUAUUCCUACAGCAAUCACCUACACUCAAGUGGCCGCUACCCCUAUGAAUCCCUACAACAACCUGCCCUACACUCAACGCUACCAUGAACUCUACCGCAAACGAAUCGGGCUUCCGGUUUUCGAGUAUCGACAGGAUUUCAUGCGACUUUUGUCCGACAAUCAGUGUAUCGUCCUGGUGGGUGAGACUGGCUCCGGAAAAACCACCCAAAUCCCCCAAUGGUGCGUCGAGUACGCGAUGAAAAUCGGCCAAAAAGGAGUCUGUUGCACACAACCUCGAAGGGUGGCAGCCAUGUCCGUGGCCCAGAGAGUCUCCGAGGAAAUGGAUGUCGCUUUAGGACAGGAAGUCGGCUACAGUAUUCGAUUUGAGGACUGUUCAUCGGCCAAAACUGUAUUAAAAUACAUGACCGACGGUAUGUUGCUGCGCGAAGGAAUGAGCGAUCCGAUGUUAGACGCCUACCAAUGUAUCCUUCUGGAUGAGGCGCACGAAAGAACGCUGGCUACCGACAUUCUGAUGGGCGUCCUUAAGGAAGUGAUCAAGCAACGUACAGACUUGAAGCUGGUCAUUAUGUCCGCUACUUUGGACGCUGGCAAGUUCCAACAGUACUUCGACAAUGCGCCCCUGAUGAACGUCCCUGGACGGACACAUCCGGUUGAAAUAUUUUACACUCCAGAGCCGGAAAGAGACUAUCUGGAGGCGGCCAUUAGAACGGUCAUACAGAUCCACAUGUGUGAGGAAAUAGCGGGCGACGUGCUGCUGUUCCUAACGGGUCAAGAAGAGAUCGAAGUGGCCUGUAAACGCAUCAAGCGCGAAAUCGAUAAUCUCGGCCCGGAAGUGGGCGAACUAAAAUGCAUCCCACUAUACUCCACAUUGCCGCCGAAUCUUCAGCAGCGCAUCUUUGAAGAUGCGCCACCCAGCAAGGCAAACGGUGCCAUUGGACGGAAAGUCGUGGUUUCCACCAACAUCGCCGAAACUUCUCUAACUAUUGACGGCGUCGUCUUCGUGAUAGAUCCCGGUUUUGCUAAACAGAAGGUUUACAAUCCGAGGAUUCGUGUCGAGUCGUUGCUGGUGUCUCCCAUCAGCAAAGCAUCCGCUCAGCAACGAGCCGGACGUGCCGGCCGAACCAAACCUGGCAAAUGUUUCAGGUUGUACACGGAAAAGGCAUUCAAGAAUGAGAUGCAGGACAAUACUUACCCGGAAAUUUUGCGAUCAAACUUGGGUUCUGUGGUGCUUCAACUGAAGAAACUGGGCAUAGACGAUCUCGUCCACUUCGAUUUUAUGGAUCCGCCAGCGCCCGAGACUCUAAUGCGCGCUUUAGAGCUGCUCAAUUAUCUGGCUGCUUUGGAUGACGAUGGAAACUUGACCGACUUGGGCGCCGUUAUGGCUGAGUUUCCUUUGGACCCGCAACUGGCCAAAAUGCUGAUCGCCAGUUGCAACCACAACUGCUCUAAUGAAAUAUUGUCAAUAACAGCCAUGUUAUCAGUCCCACAGUGUUUCGUCAGACCCAACGAGGCGAAGAAGGCUGCUGAUGAUGCCAAGAUGCGCUUUGCCCACAUCGAUGGUGACCACCUAACAUUGCUGAAUGUUUAUCACGCUUUCAAGCAAAGUAUGGAGGAUCCUCAAUGGUGUUACGACAACUUCGUGAAUUAUCGGUCCCUAAAGUCUGCAGACAAUGUUCGGCAGCAAUUAUCGCGAAUUAUGGACCGUUUCCACCUGAAAAGAACAUCCACCGAUUUCACGAGCAAAGAUUAUUAUAUUAACAUCCGCAAAGCUCUAGUCAACGGCUUUUUCAUGCAGGUGGCGCACUUAGAGAGGACCGGCCACUAUUUAACAAUAAAAGAUAACCAGAUUGUCCAACUGCACCCGUCGACCUGUUUGGAUCACAAGCCAGAAUGGGUAAUCUACAAUGAGUUCGUGUUAACCACGAAAAACUACAUUAGAACUGUGACGGAUAUUAAGCCGGAUUGGCUAUUGAAAAUCGCCCCCCAGUACUACGACUUGAAUAACUUCCCGCAGUGCGAAGCCAAGCGGCAGCUGGAAAUUCUGCAAAACCGGCUCGAGUCCCGGCAGUUCCAGCAAGGUUUUUAGUCAUUGUUUCGAUUCCGGUUUAUUAAAUUUUUAAAUAAGACUUAUAUAGUUGAUACUGCAGCCAGAUUUGGAUUUUUCAAUUGAAGCACUGGUCUAGGUGGUUGAUAAACAAUAUUAUUUCUUUGA